Lates calcarifer (barramundi perch) is the source of this 1748-nucleotide messenger RNA. It is a transcript of the gene golga7ba, whose product is annotated as golgin A7 family, member Ba. The record is from RefSeq and is a predicted model, not a curated record. Bases 84 to 596 code for a protein of 170 amino acids. The transcript is spliced from 5 exons. NCBI's taxonomy places the organism in Eukaryota, Metazoa, Chordata, Actinopteri, Centropomidae. Gene Ontology annotation, biological process: protein targeting to membrane; peptidyl-L-cysteine S-palmitoylation. Gene Ontology annotation, cellular component: palmitoyltransferase complex.
CUCCUCCUCCUCCUCCCCCAGCCCCCUCCCCCCCCUCCGCUCCUCCAAUCCGCCCGUGUGUCCCAGUAAAGCGAUUUCAGCGCAUGCAGGGACUCGUCCCCACGGCCACGGAUGGCAACAUGGCGACAGAGUUCCACAACCUGCAGGAGUUGAGGCACAGUGCUUCUCUGGCCAACAAAGUCUUCAUCCAGAGAGACUACAGCGAAGGAACCACCUGCAAGUUUCAGACCAAGUUCCCCUCGGAGCUGGAGAGCAGAAUUGAGCGAACACUGUUUGAGGACACUGUGAAGACUCUGAAUAAUUACUACGCAGAGGCAGAAAAAAUUGGAGGACAGUCCUACCUGGAGGGGUGUCUGGCCUGCGCUACGGCGUAUCUCAUCUUCCUCUGCAUGGAGACACGUUAUGAGAAGGUGUUGAAGAAGAUAGCCAAGUACAUUCAGGAGCAGAAUGAGAAGAUCUAUGCUCCCAGAGGUCUGCUCAUCACAGAUCCCAUAGAGAGAGGAAUGCGUGUCAUAGAGAUUUCCAUCUAUGAAGACCGGGGCUCCAGUGGCUCCAGCUCAGGGAGCAGCUCUGUGUCCGGCAGCACUGCUCGAUGACUGCGUACGUUCUAAAAACCAUGUCCCCCUGAUCACUCACAACUCCAGAGGACAAGCAAGGACAAUAAUGCCACUCCUGUCCCAAUACUUAGAGCACCCUCAGCUAUGCUCACACAAAAGAUCCACUAGCUUAGUAUUUUUGCACCUGAUCUGCCAUCACAUGCUUAAAAUGCUUUUUUCACAGUGAACGCUUACAACGCGCACUUUAGUAGUUCCUUGCAAAGCCAUGUGCAUGCGCACUGACACAGUCAUGUUUGGAUGCAAUGUUUCCAUGAGAAAAAAAACCAUCUAGCUGGUAAUUCUUUGUGUGAUCGUACCAUUACCCUCCUUCCUGUCUUGUCUGGCGGGUGAUAAAAGGGAGGAAGGAAGUGUUAAGACAGGAGUGAAGACCACAAGCCUCACCAAACCUCAUACCUCAGCCACCACAGCUGCACCACGCAGUCCGGAUCAGCCACAGCUGCACCUUGACCACACCGGACCAACCAGGAAGUUGGACUGAACGUGUCACCAACCCUGGCACACCGGACACUGGCUUUUAAGAUGUUAUCUGUAGCUCUAGCUGAGUUGCCAGAUUUUUAGAAAAUGUAAAAAGGAUGUACAAGUAUUUGAGUAGGGCAUCACAAAGUUUCACCUGCCCAGAGCCCAGAUUAACUGUACAAAGAAGCUCUUCCUCCAUCACCCUGCUGUAAAUCAUGCUAUCUGGUAGCAGAUGAAUGUCAUACAGCUUGUCCAUGUAUAUAAUGUAGCAGAUCUUCCAUAUCUUUCACGUGAAGCUAGGUAGAAACACAAACACAGAUGUGUGCACAAAACCAAGUACUAACCUCUUGGUUUCAAUGAGAGAGAACAACUCUUCCUAAAUUUUGAUUAUGCAAAGGCAUACUGUGCAUUUAAUACAACAGUAAGCAGACGAAGGAUGGGUCAAAAAGUCUUCCUCAAUCUCACCUGUAGUGUUUUAAAGUACACCAACCCUUCCUUGACUUCUGAACAAACUUCCAAAGAACAAUAACUGCCAAAAACUGGCUCACAAAAGUGAAUGUGUCUUUUAUUUUAGUGACAUUGUGUGCAAGAACAAAAUUUCGUACUGCUUAUUGUUUGAUACACAUGGCAAUGAGGUAUAUAUGACUGCUGUCAAAUAAAUACUGUUUCAUCACA